Messenger RNA from Punctularia strigosozonata HHB-11173 SS5, 2056 nucleotides. Its product is annotated as T-complex protein 1. Gene Ontology annotation, cellular component: chaperonin-containing T-complex. Lineage: Eukaryota; Fungi; Basidiomycota; Agaricomycetes; Corticiales; Punctulariaceae. Bases 20 to 1708 code for a protein of 562 amino acids. Gene Ontology annotation, molecular function: ATP binding; ATP-dependent protein folding chaperone; ATP hydrolysis activity. The record is from RefSeq and is a predicted model, not a curated record. Gene Ontology annotation, biological process: protein folding. The transcript is spliced from 7 exons.
CAAAAUCACCAAGGUCGACAUGUCGCUCAAGGUCCCGAAGGCGAACAACAUCCAGCUAUUCAAGGAUGGGUACAAGCAUAUUUCUGGAUUGGAGGAUGCCGUUCUCCGCAACAUCCAGGCAGUGAACGAGCUCUCCGAUCUUGUCAGGACAUCUUUCGGCCCCAAUGGCCGGAAUAAACUCCUCAUCAACCAUCUUGGCAAACUAUUCGUCACCUCGGAUGCUGCGACGAUCAUCCGCGAGAUCGAGGUUGUGCACCCAGCCGCAAAGCUGUUGGUCAUGGCAAGUCAGGCGCAGGAGCAAGAGAUGGGUGAUGCCACCAACACGGUUCUCAUCUUUGCCGGAGAGCUACUCAAAAAGGCGGAACAUCUGCUCAUAAUGGGCCUCCACCCAUCCGAAGUAAUCAAGGGUUAUGAACUCGCGAGCACUAGAGCUUUGGCCGAACUCGAGAAGCUGUCGACUUCAUCUCUUGCAUCUCCUCUUAACCUAUCCUCCCUUGCUAUUGCUGUCAAGCCAUCUAUUGCAUCCAAGCAAUAUGGUCAAGAAGACACUUUGGCCGCGUUGGUAGCGGAAGCCGCCCUUGCCGUCAUGCCUGAAAAUCCCAAGAACUUCAACGUUGACAAUGUUCGUGUCGUCAAGAUUAUGGGUGGAAGCCUAGCCGGAUCCAAGGUCGUCCAAGGUAUGGUGUUCGGAAGAGAGCCGGAAGGGCACAUCAAAAGAGUCGCCAAGGCGAAAGUAGCGGUUUACACGUGUGGAUUGGACAUCGCACAGACGGAAACCAAAGGAACCGUCCUGAUCAAGAACGCGGACGAGAUGUUGAACUUCACUCGGGGAGAGGAGAAACACAUGGAGAAGAUCUUCAAAGAAAUAGCCGACAGCGGUGUCAAAGUCAUCGUCGCCGGCUCCUCUGUUGGCGAGCUCGCGCUGCAUUACCUUGACCGUUUCAACAUCGCUGUCCUCAAGGUGCUCUCCAAGUUCGAGCUCCGCCGGCUUUGUCGCGUCGUAAACGCUACCCCACUCGCGCGCAUUGGCGCGCCUACGCCAGAGGAAGCGGGGAGCGUCGAUAUCUUUGAGUGCAUCGAGGUCGGUGGUGACCGCGUGACUGUGCUGCGUCAGCUUGGGCCGGGUGACGAGGCGGAGGGCUUCGAUCCGAGCGCUCCGGGUGAGAAGACACGAACAGCUACGAUUGUGUUGCGUGGGGCGACGACGAACCACCUCGACGAUCUCGAGCGCGCGGUUGACGACGGCGUUAAUGUGAUCAAGUCGCUGCUGAAGGACCCGCGACUCGUUCCGGGCGCGGGCGCCACGGAGUUGGAGCUCGCGAAGCGGAUUGAACAAUAUGGAGCGGGAUUACGAGGUCUGGCGCAGCACGCCGUGAAGCGGUAUGCACAGGCGUUAGAGGUCGUGCCGCGAACGCUGGCCGAGAACGCGUUGGGCGGCGCCGAGGGAAAUGAGGUUGUCAGCCGACUCUGGGCGAAGCAUGAGCAGGCAGGCGGCGAGGCGUGGGGCGUCGACGUCGAAAAGGAGACAGAUGGCACGUUGUCCGCGACGGAGUACAAAAUCCUCGACCCCCUCGCGGCCAAGUCGUGGGCGAUCAAGCUUGCGACGGAGGCGGCGACCUCCGUUCUUGCAGUCGACAGCAUCAUCAUGAGCAAACCUGCAGGUGGCCCGAAAAUCCCGCAGCAGGCGGGUAACUGGGACGAGGACUAGAUCGAGCAACAGUUCUCGUAGACGACGCCACCAAAAUGAUAUCUGUACAAUGCUUGCUAAUGGUACUGAAUCGCGGGAGCAAGGAACCUUUUCAAUGCUUGGUCUGAUAUUGAACCUGGAACGCCCAGGCUUCGGCACCGCCGGCUGGUUCAAGGUUCGUGGACGCCGGGAUCGUGAUAGUCAACAGCCCCGCAUUACUAUCCACGUUCCACUGCACUUCUUCUCCGUCACCCCCAUUACCAAGAUAGAAGAUCUUAUCCCCCGGUAGGAUGGGGGUCCUCUCUGUAACCGUGAGCGUGGAGGAGCUGGCGCUUGUAUUCAACUGGGGUUUGGUGAAGGAAACGACGC